AGAACAGAAGAUCAAGAAGCAGCAAUGCGAAACCAUACAACAGUGACAAUAUUUAUCCUAGCAGGACUGACAGAGGACCCCAAAUUGAAGAUUGUCCUGUUUAUCUUCCUGCUUCUCACCUACCUACUAAGCAUCUCAGGCAACCUGAUUAUCAUUACCCUCACUCUGCUGGAUUCUCAUCUCAAAACCCCUAUGUAUUUCUUUCUUCGAAAUUUUUCCUUCUUAGAAAUUUCUUAUACAACAGUCUGUAUCCCAAAAUUGCUUGUUAGCAUGGCAACUGGUGACAAAACCAUUUCCUAUAACUGUUGUGCAGCUCAGUUAUUUUUCGCCUUCCUUUUGGGUGCAUCUGAAUUUUAUCUGCUGGCUGCCAUGUCCUAUGAUCGUUAUGUUGCCAUCUGUAAGCCUCUGCAUUAUACAACCAUCAUGAGCACCAAAACUUGUAUCCAACUGGUCCUCAGCUCUUGGAUCGCUGGUUUCCUCAUCAUUUUCCCAGGACUCAUAAUAGGUCUAAACCUGGAUUUCUGUGAUGCCAAUAUCAUUGAUCAUUUCUAUUGUGACACUGCUCCUCUACUGCAAAUCUCCUGCACAGAUACACAUUUAUUAGAAAUGAUGAGCUUCAUCCUAGCUUUAGUGACUCUCUUAGUUACUUUCUUUUUAGUGGCUCUGUCAUACACAUCUAUUACCCUAACCAUUUUGAAACUCCCUUCUGCCAACCAGAGAAAAAAGGCCUUUUCCACGUGCUCUUCUCAUAUGAUUGUCAUCUCCAUCUCAUAUGGCAGCUGCAUCUUCAUGUACAUUAAACCCUCAGCCAAGCAGCAUAUAACCUUAAUGAAAGGAGUAUCAGUGCUCAAUACCUCUGUUGCCCCACUUUUGAACCCUUUCAUUUAUACUCUAAGAAAUCAGCAGGUGAAGCAAGCAUGUAAAGACUUGCUACAAAGACUUCUGUCUUUAUCUAACAAGUAG
This is a messenger RNA of Ictidomys tridecemlineatus (thirteen-lined ground squirrel), 963 nucleotides long. RefSeq names its product olfactory receptor 6C74. The record is from RefSeq and is a predicted model, not a curated record. Lineage: Eukaryota; Metazoa; Chordata; Mammalia; Rodentia; Sciuridae. Gene Ontology annotation, cellular component: membrane. Gene Ontology annotation, biological process: G protein-coupled receptor signaling pathway. Gene Ontology annotation, molecular function: olfactory receptor activity; G protein-coupled receptor activity.